UGUUUCCAAGCCAGUAAAAUUUAUUAAAAAAAACAAAAAGUUACAAUGUUACGAAAUUAUUCUGCAUUUCAACGUGAUUAUGUUUAAUUUCAUUAUAAAUAUGAUGGACCCUAUUCGUGUAACUGAUAAUUCUUUUUAAAUUUUAUUUACCUAUGAUUUUUAACCGUAAUUACAACAAACGAAUAAAAAUGAAUUCUAUGAGGAUAUCGUUGCGAAAACAUCCCUUAUAUUAUUUAAAAGCGAUUCACAACGUACUGAAGUUUCAAAAAAACGCACCUGUAUGUCUCUUUACCACAAGUGUUGAUGUCGUUGAUUCAUUAUCUUCACAAAUCGAGCAAAGAACCAAAGAGAAAAAUACGGUAAACAUCCAAAAUCAUACGGUUGAAAAUAGCCCUAAAUCCACCAAUCCUCCCAUGACAGAUGAAGAACGAGAUAAUUUAAUAAAAGAAUUAAUGUCAAAAAACAGAAACAGACAGUUGGAAACUCUUGUAAAAGACAUGAAAAAUAAAAGACAGUUCAUGAAUGAGGAAACUUUGAAAAAGUUGUUUAAGCAUUAUAGUUUGGAUGGGAAGCCAGAAAUGAUAAUAAUACUCCAGAAGUAUUGUGCAAAUGUAGAUCCUAAUCUUUAUCAAAGAAAUGUGGAAUUUCUUCAUUACUUAGCUAAAGCUCAUUGCUUCAAAGGAAACUCCGAACGCGGUUUAUCAAUAUUGACUCACUGUUACAGAAAGUAUGAAGGACAUAGAAGUUUUUAUCGGCUUAUAUUCAGAGAGUUAAUUCAAGAUUCAGUAUUAAACCGUUCUGAGGCCUCACUAAUUGUAUUUAAAAAGUAUGUCUUAGACUUCAGUGAACAAUGGAGCGAUCAUUAUCCAUUAAUAUGCUUUUGGUAUAUUUGUUGGUCCAGUAAUUGGUUUUCAGAUCAGAUGCUUUCAAAUGAAUUACUUGAAACAUCUGAGGCUUUACAGGAUAUUAUCAGAGACAAGGCCAUGGCGUUCAGCAUUACUGUAUUGAAUAACGACUACAAUGAAGAUGCCGUUCUGAGACUCCUACAAAAUCUAUUGAAACAUAAAAUGAUGGAAGAGUAUUCGAAAGUAUUACAAGUGCUUUUUAAUUAUAAAUUGAAAAAUCGAGACGUGCGCGGUUGUACCGAAAUCGUUCGUAAUUGUCAAAGUUUAGGUAUAUCUCUGUCGUCCGAUCAACAAGGUAGAUAUAUCACGUUGCUUAUAAAUGGCAGCGAAGAUAAACCAGAAAAAUUGAUUCCAGAUAAAACGAAACUAUUUAAAUUUAAAUUUUAGUUUCCUAAUCAGUGCUAUUUGUUUAAAAUAAUAUGUAUUUAUGUAUAUAAGCGGUAAUGUUAUUUGUAACGUAAGGUCACGUAAAAAAAGUGAUGUUUUUAAAAAAAAUGUAAAUAAUGAAUGUUUUUAUUAAAAAUGGUGGUGAUAAGUUGACGCCAAUCGUUGUAUUUAAAUGUAAAUAAAAAUUG
Messenger RNA from Bombyx mandarina (wild silkworm), 1480 nucleotides. RefSeq lists its product as uncharacterized. NCBI's taxonomy places the organism in Eukaryota, Metazoa, Arthropoda, Insecta, Lepidoptera, Bombycidae. The record is from RefSeq and is a predicted model, not a curated record.